AUGCUGGAUGCGAGGAGAACGGACGAACAAAGAAAACUAGAAGAAGCAAAGAAGCAGGAAGGGGUUGAAGCAUCAGCACAGGCAAAUCUUUGGUUGAGUCGAGUCAACAAAGCCGUAUCCGACUCCAACAGUCUACGAACCGAGUACGAGGAGCAAAGAAGAGGACAUUGUUCAACCUGGUUCUGCUGGUCACGUUUUCAGCUGAGCAAACGAAUGUUCAAGCUCAAGCAAGAUGUUGAUAUGUUGUACGAAGAGGAACCAAAAUCUGGUUGGACUGUGGCUCCUAAUACCUCGCAGAAAGGGAGGAAGCUGGACACCGUUUCUAUCAAGGACCAAACAACAACAGAUGAACUGAUGGAUGAGAUCAUCGAAGCGGUGCUCGACGAUAGGUAUGUUGUUGUUGGGUUGCACGGUAUGGGUGGUGUUGGCAAAACAACACUCCUCCGACACAUCAAUAACCACUUCAUAAAUACCGAGCACUUCGAAUCUGUAAUUUUCACCACUCUGUCAGCCACACCAAAUUUUGUAGAAAUACGAAAACAAAUUGCCAAAGGCUUGGGGUGGGAUCUAGACAAAUUCAAAGAUGAUGAGGUUUUGAAAGAAAAAUUGUCUCGUCUUUUCGAAAGAAGGAAAUAUAUGUUGAUAUUAGACGACAUGUGGGAGCCUAUUAUUGAUCUUCAUGAAAUCUGCAAUAUUCCUUCACCAAAGAAGGAUAACGGCUGCAAAAUAUUAAUGGCAUCUCGAUCAGUAUCAGUGGUUACGAGGUUUGCAACUCGCUUUGCGGCAAAACAUUCUCUUGAAUUAAUUCUAGUGGAAAAACUGACACCAGAUGAAGCUUGGACUCUUUUUGUACAAAAAGUUGGUGAGGAUAUUACAUCCAAUCCAACAAUAGAACCCCUAGCUAAAGAGGUUCUUAGAAAGUGUGAUGGACUGCCGCUGGCCAUUGUUGUUAUCGGUGGUACAAUGUCAACACAGGAAACAGAGGGACAAUGGAAAGAUGCUGUACGCGAAUUGGAACAACAUUCAACUUCAAAUGUUGACGGCAUAGAAGAAGAGGUAUUUUCAAAACUCAUUUUUAGUUUUGAACAAUUGGAACCAAUUCAACAAUCCCUCUUCUUGUAUUGUUGUCUAUUUCCUGAGGAUUGGAGGUUUGGCCAAGAAGAAUUUUUGGAUUUUGCCAUUGGUGAAGAAACACUGUGGGUUGAAAUGCAUAAACUUGAAGAUGUGAGAAAUAAAAUUGAUGUUUUGGUUGGAAAGCUUCGGAAUUCAUCCAUGCUUGAGUACGAUGAUGAUGAUGACGAUGAAACAAUGAAAAUGCAUGAUGUAAUGCGUGAAAUGGCUCUGUGGAUCGCAUCUCUUACUACUACAUCGAAUAAGUACGAGUGGUCCCAUAAGUAUAUUGCAAUGGCAGAUGCUAGAAUAACUGAGGCACCUGAGGCCUCAAAAUGGUGCAAAGCAACUAAGAUUUCAUUGAUGGAGAAUGAGGGGAUAGAAUCUCUUCCUGAAUUGCGAGAUCAAUGUCCACUACUCCACACAUUGCUACUUGAAGGAUGUAAAGGUAUGAAAGACAUCCCCCAAGUGCACUUCUUGGAGCACUUGUCUGCACUUCGGGUAUUAGAUUUGAGCGAGACUGGGAUAGAAAAAUUGCCGAACCUAAAAGAAUUACCGCCUGAAAUUGGAUCGAUGGUUCAGCUCAUAUCGUUAGACUUGUCAGAUUGCGAGAGCUUAAGGAAACUACCGGUGGAGAUUGAAAAGUUGAACAAUUUAAGGCGUCUGGACAUCUCUGAUUCAGAAAAGCUUAAGAGGAUACCAGAUGGGGUAUUGGAUAAGCUAGAGGAGCUAGACACUGUUGGAAGCGGGUUGAAAUGGAAUGAAAAUGGCAUAAUGGAAUUGUCCCAAUUGACUCGCUUGACUUCUAUUAACAUUGAAUUAAUGGAAGUGAAUGUGUCAUCACAAUUGUUGAAGCCAUUAGCUAAGCGCAUAUGUAGUUUACACUUGUGGAAUUGUGAUAUCGAUCCUUUAGCUUUGCCGGAACUUGUAGAAGACUUUCCAAAACUUGAUAUAUUCGUGGUGUUGGAGUCAUAUGAGGGUUUGACGACGACACAUGUUCCAACUCAUUAUGGUUAUGGAUCGCUAACUAUUCGAGAUUGUCCAGAUCUCAAGACACUACUAGUGAUCGGAGAGGAGGAGGAAGAAGAGGUGGAAGCCGGUGAUGAAAGGAAAUAA
This is a messenger RNA of Telopea speciosissima, 2226 nucleotides long. RefSeq names its product disease resistance protein RPS5-like. The coding region runs from base 1 to 2226 and encodes 741 amino acids. The transcript has a single exon. Lineage: Eukaryota; Viridiplantae; Streptophyta; Magnoliopsida; Proteales; Proteaceae. Gene Ontology annotation, molecular function: ADP binding; protein binding. The record is from RefSeq and is a predicted model, not a curated record.